GGGGCGGAGGGCUGGGGACAGGGUACGGGUCUGAGAAGCGCAGCGGGGGCCCAGGAUGCCCGGGCCGCGCGCCCCAGUGGAGCCCCGAGCGUCCGGGGAGCGCCGGCCGCUGCUGGAGCGCAGGCCGCGGGGGCCCCGACGGUGGUGGCGGGCGGCGGCGGCCGCGGUGCUGCUCGUGGAGAUGCUGGAGCGCGCCGCCUUCUUCGGCGUCGCGGGCAACCUGGUGCUCUACCUGAACAGCGCCGACUUCCACUGGGCCGGCGAGCAGGCGUCCCGCGCCGCGCUGGUCUUCCUGGGCGCCUCCUACCUGCUGGCGCCCGUGGGCGGCUGGCUGGCCGACGUAUACCUGGGCCGCCACCGCGCCAUCGCGCUCAGCCUGCUGCUCUACCUGGCCGCCUCCGGCCUGCUGGCCGCCACCGCCUUCCCCGACGGCCGCAGCUCCUUCUGCGGCGAGAUGCUCUCCCUGCCGCUGGGGCCCGCCUGCCCCUCGCCCGGCUGCCCGCACACCUCGCCCGCCCCCUACUGCGCCCCCAUCCUCUACGCGGUGUUGCUGCUGCUCGCCCUAGCCGCCAGCUCCGUCAGGAGCAACCUCACCUCUUUCGGGGCCGACCAGGUGAUGGAUCUUGGCCGCCAUGCCAACCGCCGCUUCUUCAACUGGUUUUAUUGGAGCAUUAAUGUGGGUGCCGUGCUGUCGUUGCUGGUGCUGGCCUUUAUCCAACAGAACAUCAACUUCCUGCUGGGCUACAGCAUCAUCGUGGGCUGUGUGGGCCUGGCCUUCUUCAUCUUCCUCUUCGCCACCCCCAGCUUCAUUACCAAGCCCCCCACAGGCAGCCAAGUGUCCUCCAUGCUCAAACUUGCUCUCCAGAACCGCUGUCCCAGGCGGUGGCGCCGACACUCUGCCAGAGACCCUCCAGGUGCCCAGCUGCUGCCUGACCAGAGGUCUCCCCAGCCUGGCCCUUCCCCCCAAGAGGACAUCGCCAACUUCCAGGUGCUGGUGAAGAUCUUGCCCGUCUUGGUGACCUUGGUGCCCUACUGGAUGGUAUACUUCCAGAUGCAGUCCACCUAUGUCCUGCAAGGUCUUCACCUCCAAAUCCCGAACAUCUUCCCAGACUACCCUGCCAACAGAUCUGCGGCUCUGAGGGCCCAGGGCGGUGGCUACAAGAUCCCAGAAGCCUGGCUCCUCCUGGCCAACGUCGUGGUGUUGCUGAUCCUGGUGCCUGUGAAGGACCACCUGCUCGAUCCUUUACUGCUGCGCUGCAAGCUGCUUCCCUCGGCUCUGCAGAAGAUGGCGCUGGGGAUGUUCUUUGGUUUCACCUCGGUCAUUGUGGCAGGAGUCCUGGAGAUGGAGCGUUUAGAGUACAUCAGUCACAACCAGACGGUGUCCCAGCAGAUUGGGCAGAACACAUAUUAUGCAGCACCACUGUCCAUCUGGUGGCAGACCCCUCAGUACCUGCUCAUCGGGAUCAGUGAGAUUUUUGCCAGCAUCCCAGGCCUGGAGUUUGCGUACUCAGAGGCCCCGCGUUCCAUGCAGGGCGCCAUGAUGGGCAUCUUCUUCUGCCUGUCUGGGGUGGGCUCGCUGUUAGGCUCCAGCCUGGUGGCACUGCUGUCACUGCCGGGGGGCUGGCUGCACUGCCCGGAGGAUUUUGGGAACAUCAACAAAUGCCGGAUGGACCUCUAUUUCUUCCUGCUGGCCGGCAUUCAGGCUGCCACGGCCUUGCUGUAUAUCGGGAUCGCUGGUCGCUAUGAGAGGGUGGCCCAGGGCCCAGCCUCCCAAAGCUGUCCCAGGAGGGGCAGUGGCUGAACACGGCCCCCACUCCCCCCACCUUGCCUCUCUCCCCCAACAGACAGCCGCAGGCCCAGCUGGGGUUUCCUUCUCAGUUUAUUCUGUACCCAACAUUAGGAUGAAAUGGUUCUCAUAAAUAAGGGCCCUGAGCCCUUCCUCAC
This is a messenger RNA of Balaenoptera acutorostrata (minke whale), 1944 nucleotides long. RefSeq names its product solute carrier family 15 member 3 (gene SLC15A3). NCBI's taxonomy places the organism in Eukaryota, Metazoa, Chordata, Mammalia, Artiodactyla, Balaenopteridae. The coding region runs from base 56 to 1801 and encodes 581 amino acids. Gene Ontology annotation, cellular component: lysosomal membrane. The record is from RefSeq and is a predicted model, not a curated record. Gene Ontology annotation, molecular function: transmembrane transporter activity. The transcript has 8 exons. Gene Ontology annotation, biological process: transmembrane transport.